Messenger RNA from Lytechinus pictus (painted urchin), 1141 nucleotides. RefSeq names its product dCTP pyrophosphatase 1-like. Gene Ontology annotation, molecular function: dCTP diphosphatase activity. NCBI's taxonomy places the organism in Eukaryota, Metazoa, Echinodermata, Echinoidea, Temnopleuroida, Toxopneustidae. Bases 87 to 359 code for a protein of 90 amino acids. The transcript has 4 exons. Gene Ontology annotation, cellular component: cytosol. Gene Ontology annotation, biological process: DNA protection; dCTP catabolic process. The record is from RefSeq and is a predicted model, not a curated record.
UACACGUGUAACGUCUAGUCUUUGAACUUCGGUCAGUCAGCUGCUGAUAGGCCUAUAUUGUUGUUGUUUUAAAUCAUUUAAACACAAUGUCCUCUCAAGAUGAUCAGAAUCCAAGCGGCGAAGAUCAUCCUGAAUUCAAAUUCAGCUCGCACACUUCUCUUGAAGAUUUGAGAGCCAAGGUACACAAGUUUGCAGAGGAGAGAGAUUGGGACCAGUAUCACACUCCUAGGAAUCUAUUACUUGCAAUGAUCCAAUGGGACCAAGUUCUUAGCAGUUCACACCUAGUCAGAAGUACAAAAUUGAGAACCAUGCCGAUCAGCAAGUGUUCGUUACAAUCUAAUGAGGAACAGGAUAUCUGAAUGGAAAAAUUGCAAGGUUUCCCACUUCCCAAGCUGUUUAAGUACUGGUAUCACAACAUAAGUGCCAAGAAGAGAUAUGAAACGGUCUCAAAAUUUUUGCUGGUGCCCCCCCCCCCCAUGCCGUGACCCACGGUACGCCACUGCAAGUCUUCAUUAAUUAUGUAGGGUUAUUAAGUUGCAUUUAUUGUUAUCUUCAUUUUAAAAAAAUGUGAAAUGGGUUACCACUGCAAUAAUAUAUAAGUAGACUAUAUUUCAAAAAUAGAUUGAAUUCUAACCACAGUGACAGUAGACAAAUCAAAUUUUGUUAAUGAUUCGCUAAUGUAUUGAUUGGGGAAGGCACUCUUUAGGUAGAUUCUGGCAUUGUGUACCCCCCCCCCCCUUAUGAGGAGUGCUUUCACAUCAGUAGACUUUUUCUUGUCAGCAAAUUUGAAAGGAAUUUACCAAUUUUUUUGAGUGACAAAGUUUUGUGGAAGAAAAUAAACGAACAUCAAAGAUUUUUAUGCUCUUUUAUGGAAUAUUAACUAUAGGCUCAUCGAGAUCCUUUGAAUGAAAUUUUAACAAACAUUGUACAAUGUAGAAAAAUGUACUUAAUCCUAUUUUUGUACAUUUAUAUACCCACCCCAUACUACCCCUACCCAGUAACAGCCCUUUUUAGCUAUGCAUUGCCUUUAUUUUUUAAAAUACAAUUUAAUGCUUGGUAGACGCUAAUCAUUAUUUUUAUGUUAAUGUCAAUGUUUUAGAAAAUGGAUUCCUUAUAUAAUAAACAUUUUAAUUUUGAAUUG